GGGAGCCGGGUUCCAAGUCUGGCCUUCGAAGUGCUAGUCCCGGGCGCACUCCCCGGAAGUGACGUAACAAGGCACGCGUGGCUCCGGCCGGCGUUUCCGCAAACAGAAUCGUGGAUGACUGUGUGGUGUUGAUUCCUGAGGUUUUGCUGUCAGUUCAAGUAACCAGAAAUGGAAGGUUCUGCAAAAGCACCUGUAGAUUCUGAAACAGAUUCUCCUCCAGGAGUUAACGAAACGGCUGUGGCCUCUGGGCAGAGGCCUUCUGAAAAGACUCCUCCAUGCCAGCAAGGAGAUCAACCAAAAAUGCGCAAAGAGUUUGAAGAUGAUCUUGUAGAGCAAAAUUCGAGUUAUGUGCAAGAUUCUCCAUCCAAGAAAAGAAAACUCAAUGUUGAAAUCAUCUUAGAGGAAAAACACUCUGAGGAUGAUGGACCUUCUUCAAAGAGAAGCAAACUGGAGAAGGGCGGUGUGUCUGAAGAUGAGCCUUCCCGUGGUGAGCUCAACCAGAGGAAGAGAAAACUGCUGCCUGAGGACACUGGGGAAACGCGGAAAUUUCAGAAGCUGGAGGAGGGACACAGCUCAGCCGUGGCUGCCCACUAUAAUGAGCUUCAGGAAGUUGGCUUGGCGAAGCGUAGUCAAAGCCGCAUUUUUUACCUAAGGAACUUUAAUAAUUGGAUUAAAAGUAUUCUUAUUGGCGAAAUUUUAGAAAAGGUACGCCAAAGAAAAAACCGUGACAUCACCGUUUUGGACCUGGGAUGUGGAAAAGGUGGGGACUUGCUCAAGUGGAGGAAGGGGAGAAUCAGCAGGCUGGUGUGUGCGGAUAUCGCUGAUAUUUCUAUGAAACAAUGUCAACAACGUUAUGAAGACAUGAAAUGUCGUCGUGAUAAUGAGCAUAUUUUUAGUGCAGAAUUUAUAACUGCUGACUGUUCAAAGGAACUUUUGGUUGAAAAAUUCCGUGACCCAGAAAUGUACUUUGACGUCUGCAGCUGUCAGUUUGCUUGCCAUUAUUCCUUCGAGUCCCUGGAGCAGGCUGACACGAUGCUUAGAAAUGCCUGCGGAAGGCUUAACCCUGGCGGCUAUUUUAUUGGUACUACUCCCAAUAGCUUCGAACUGAUAAAACGCCUUGAAGCUUCAGAAACAGAAUCAUUUGGAAAUGAAAUAUACACUGUGAAAUUCCAGAAGAAAGGAAAUUAUCCUUUAUUUGGCUGCAAAUAUGACUUUAACUUGGAAGGUGUUGUGGAUGUCCCUGAAUUCUUGGUCUAUUUUCCAUUGCUAACUGAGAUGGCAAAAAAGUAUAAUAUGAAGCUAAUUUAUAAAAAAACAUUUCUGGAAUUCUAUGAAGAAAAGAUUAAGAACAAUGAAAACAAAAUGCUCUUAAAACGCAUGCAGGCCCUGGAGCCAUACCCUGCAAACGAGAACUCUAAACUUGCCUCUGAAAAGGUGGGUGACUAUGCACAUGCGGCAGAAUACAUGAAGAACAGUCAAGUAAGAUUACCUCUGGGAACCUUAAGUAAGUCAGAAUGGGAAGCUACAAGUAUCUACUUGGUUUUUGCCUUUGAGAAGCAGCAGUGAGCACAUUGCUCUAGAGCAGCACUCCAUCCUUCCAGAUGGAGCAGAGCAUCUCAGAGACAUUUGACAGCUGUUUGUUUAUUUUAAUAGUAAGUUCUAAGUGUGUAGGAUGCUGCCACAAAGUCCAGUGUAUACUUUGACAUUUACUGUCUGUGACAGGUCAGUGUAAUGUGUGUACAUAAGAGAAUGUUGUAAUUGUUUCCCUCUACUGUCAAAACCAUAGCAAGGCAUGUCAGAGCAACUGACCUCUCCAGUGCUGUGGUGUGCUGAAUGUGUUUACAGAGCUGAAUUUACAAUAACUGUAGAAUUGGCAAAGGAACGCUAGAUUGCCACUGUGCACUUGCUUCAAGUUUAGUUAUAGUAUUUUUCAAGAUUUAAUUGAUUCUGUUCUAUAUACUUGAAUGUAAGUGUUCAAUAUAUAUUGCUAAAGUUAUAAGAUUAAAUUUUGAUUUUAGAUUGUCAUAAGAGCUACCUGGCUAGAUUUUGACUGUGUUUCAAUAAAAUAACUAUUUGCUAAUACACUGCAAUUCUGAGACUCUAUAGAAAACUUUAGAUGGCAGCAUAGAAUUAAUGUGGAAUGGUUUGAAAUUCUCUUUAGAAUUUCUUACCAUAGCAAUUAGCAUAUCUAACUGUUGAGGUUGUGAUUAAGGUACGAUUAACUUUCUUUAUUGGACAGUGAUUCCAUGGCUAGAUUUUAAGAUUUUGUGAAAAUGCCAUGUCCUAAUUCUGUUCCAUAAUGUUUUCAAAUGGAUAUGUGCAUGUGUAACAGCAGCAUGGUGAGAUGCAUUUUAGAUGGAUCCUCACCAAUAAGAGAAUUCACUCACCAAUACUGUAUCCUUCCAGGUCCCAACACGCAGCUCCUGCUCAUCUCUCAGAACACUAGGAUUCCAUAAGGCAGACCCCACUGUCUAAUUGUCUUUCAGACAUUCACUGUUGAAGUGUUAAUGGUAUAGUAGUCGGCAUGGCUGCCAUCCAGGUGUUGACUUGCUGUCUCACAGUCAUCAUGAUUGUCAUUGUCAGCUAUAGAGCUGACUUCUGGCCACACCGAAGAAACAUGCCAGCCUUUAGAUACAUCAAGAAACUUAAGAGCAAAUACAAUUAGACGUUUGUUUAAAAAUCACCUACUUAAAGGAUAGUUUACAAAGAUGCUACUUUCUAUAAAAAUCUAUAGUACUUGCUUUAAAAGUAGACUCAGGGCCAGAGAGAUGGACAGUAGUUAAGAGUGCUGGCUGCUUGUGGAGAAGACCCAGGUUCAGUUGCUAGCACCUACAUGGCAGCUCACAACCAUCAGUAACUCCAGUUCCAGGGGAUCUGACAUCAUCUUUUGGCCUCCCUGGGCACCAGGCAUGCACAUAGUAUAUAUCCAUCAUGUGCAGGCAGAAUAUACACACAUAUCAAAUAAAAAUAAUUAUUUAAAAAAUUAAAAGCAUAAUCUAGCUUAUAUAUAGUCACUGUUCUCAGUAUUAGAGGAUAGGUUUGGUUCUGGUGCAGGGGUUGUGGGUUGUCGGGUGGGGAGGAAUGUUCUUGCUCUUAGAAAUUUAGGCUCAUUUUAUUCCUGGAGAAGUACCAGUAAGUAUUUUGAUGAUGUGGUGUAGAGAAAGCUUCCUCACAAUUCAUGAUCUUAGUUAAUAGGUGAUACGUCAUUUUUAGUCUCUUUCUGCCCUUUCCAUUCCAUUCCAUGGGUCAUUUUUAGGAGAGAAGAAUUCAAUAAUUGAUGGCUAUCCCGAGCAGCAAGAAGAGAAAUGUGGAGUUCCUAGGCCCUUCCCUGAGGACUCAGAGAAAACUGGCCUGGGUCUGAGAUGGGCUCUAGUCAUUAUACCUACUGUCAAAGACAGGAGAGUUCCCAUGAUGUCACCCUACAGAAACAGUUUGAGCAGCUGCCUUUUUACUUUUGUGUUCUUACCUGUUGAACCUCCAUCUCUCCACCACUUCCCACAAAAGUUCAAUGACUCAGGAUGGAUUCUUGAGGACAAGAAUGGAAAGGUGGCCUUUUCCAUUGUUUCUUUCAACAAAUAAGACUUUGCCCAGCUUUCUUGGAAUUUAAAUGUUUAAUUUUGUCAUGACUUGUAGUACCUAAUGAGAAAGGUGUGGCUUUUCAUUGCAGCAUCCAGAAAGAGUCCCUUCUGGGUUCAGUGACGAAAAUGGUUCACAUGAGCUGUUCAAAUAUGCCCAGGCCUGCCACAUAGUAGGCUCAGGUUGUUUCCAAAUGAAGAGCAGGAGCUGGAGACAUGGCUCACAGGUUAAGAGUGCUUGCAACUUUCAAAGAACUGGAGUUUGGUUCCCAGCACACAGAUGAAGUGGCUUAGAACUACCUGUACCUCCAAUUAAAGGGACUUCAGCAUUCUCUAGUCUCUGCUGCACCUGCACAUACAUGCAGAUACCCACUCGUAAAUAAAAAUCAAAAGAUCAUAUGGGCCAUUUUUGGGAAUGACACAACUUGAACUGGAGGUAGUUGGCUUGGGGACAAAGCUGCACUGCAGUAGGACCUAGAAUUUACUCGGGAGCAAUCAUAGUGUUGGUGGAGAGAAACUGGAGAGUUGUCAACUCCUCCCCAUCCUUCUGGUAACCUAACCUGUACAGAGAGCCUCGAGCCUGUCAGAGCUGACACCCCCACCAUUUCAGUGCCCCUGAGCACUUUACCGACUCUUAUCAGCAAGAGAAGACUGACUGAGUAGAGUUACUCACAAGUCUGAUGACUGAAUGGCAGAGAGAGGAUACAGAUGUCUCAAGAACAGAGCCUCGUUAACACACUUCUACUCUGUAGUAGGCCUUAAGUCCUAUGUUCAUAUACUUCCAAGGGUGUAACAGGUGGUUCCUGCAGCUUUGAGUGCCUGAGGCACCUUUACUUAGGUAUAUUAAUCCCUGAGUAAGGUGCUUUAGUAAAGAAGGUACCCAGGCAGGAAUGAGACAGUUUAUUCUUCAUGGUGUGGAGACCUGCUCCUCUAACCAGACUUGUGGAAUGUAUACACUAGAGGUGAUGGUGUUCCCCAGCCUUAUUGUGUGGAUAUAUCAGGGAAAGAGAGUCUUGUAAGACAAGAUGCUGUCUCCAUGUGAAUUAAAGUAGGCAGGCCUUAUGUGAAUUUGCUUGCUUAAACUCUGUUGAAGUGUUGUAUCAUGCAGGCAGUCAGGAAUGCUUCACAGACAGAACAUACAUGAAUACAGAAGGCAAAAGUUCCCUUUUGACUACCAUUUCAUCCACAACCACCAUCCAGUUCUAAGCAAAAUCCAUUUCAUCUGGCUUGGAAUAUUAUGUGAAUAAAAUUAAAAAUACGGUUUUUGGCUUUCACUUGGCAGUAUUCAUGAGAUUCUUAUUCUCAAUAGGUGUACAUUGUUCAUUCUCGUGAUUGUACAGUAUUCCAUGUAUGAAUAAACAAUAUUAUAACAGU
Mastomys coucha (southern multimammate mouse) is the source of this 4949-nucleotide messenger RNA. RefSeq names its product RNA guanine-7 methyltransferase (gene Rnmt). Gene Ontology annotation, cellular component: nucleus. Gene Ontology annotation, biological process: 7-methylguanosine mRNA capping. The record is from RefSeq and is a predicted model, not a curated record. Gene Ontology annotation, molecular function: mRNA 5'-cap (guanine-N7-)-methyltransferase activity. NCBI's taxonomy places the organism in Eukaryota, Metazoa, Chordata, Mammalia, Rodentia, Muridae. The coding region runs from base 169 to 1566 and encodes 465 amino acids. The transcript has 11 exons.